UAUAAUUCUUUCUUACUUUUAAUUCUAGAGAGAGAAAGAGGAAAACACAUAGCAGUCCAGCACAAGACUUAUCACAAAGAAGCUUUCAUUCUCAAUUACGAUUAUACAAAUUAAACACACACCCUUUAUUUUCUUUUUCUUCUUCAUUCAUUAAUAACUACCCACCAAAUACUUCAUUUUCUAGAGAGAGAAAUUUAAUAACAAACGAAAUACAAAAUAUUUCCCACAACAUGAUCAUGGAGUUCAUGUAAUCAACAUCCUUUCUAUUCAAAAAAGAAGAAAAUUUUCAGGGUUAUCAAAAGUCUUGAACAUUUCAUAAACUAUGACUAGCAAGAAUAACAAUAAACCCCGCUUAGUUCGUUGUCCUAAAUGUCGGAAUGUUCUACCUGAGCCACCAGGAAUUCCAGUGUACGAAUGUGGGGGCUGUGGUGCAAUACUUCAAGCAAAAAAGCCAAAAAACAACACAGUUGAUAUAACAUCAAAAAAACCUGAAGAUGAUUCUUCAGGAAAACGGAAAAUGGAGCAACUAUCUGAUGAUCAAGAAGCUGGCAGCAGCUCAAAUCAACAAGUUUUGGUUAACUCUAUUGACGAACCAGUUCGAAACAGUGGCCAUAGUGAUCUGCACAGCUCAACUGAAUAUCAAGAUGUAGCUGAGAAAGCGGUAAAUGGUACAGCUGAAGCACCAUCAAGUGAAGCUGAAGAGUAUUCAUCUGGAAAAUGGAAAAUGAAGCAACCUUUUGAUGAUCAAGAAGCUUCCAGCAGCUCAAAUCGACAGUUACUGGUUCAUUCAAAUGUUGAAUCAGAUCGAAACGUAUUUCAUAAUGACCCUCGUAGCUCCACUGAACUUUCGGGUCAUGAAGACCCUGAGUCAUCUCCUGAAGCUGUGGUUCACAAUAGAAUAAAUCAAGAACAGGUUCAAGACCAAGAUCAAGAAAUGAAUCAUGAUCAAGAUCAAUAUCAAGAUGCAGCUAAGAAGCAAGAAAAUGUUGCCAUUGAUGCCAUGUCACCUGGAUUCCAGCAUUCCCUGGAAAAACAGAAAAUGGAACAAUUUUCUGAUGAUCAUGAAAUUGGUAGCAGCUUGACUCAACAUACCUUGGUUAAAUUGAUUAUAGAGCCAGAUCAAAAGAGUGAUCAUGAUGAACCUCACAACUCAUACGAGCUUUCGUAUCAUGACGAUCCAGAGUCAUCACCAGAAGCCACGGUUCAUAACAGAAUCGAUUAUGAUGAAGAGUUUAAAAGCUGUAGAAAUGGGACUGAUUUUGAAGACAGCAGUAGUUAUUUAAAUUACAGGUCUUUUUCUGAGGUUGAAGAGCCAACACAUGACAGUAUUGCUAAUAACAGGAGACUCAUUAGGGAUUCUGAUGGCGGCUCGAAGUCAAGCUUCAAGAGUUUGAUAGCAGAAAAGUUGCUUGAUACAAGACAGAAAAAAGUGAUGCAUUUGGAUGAAGAUGACAUAUUAUCCGAAGAUGAAUCUGCAGAUUUGCAUCAUCGUCGAAGAUUUGAUCGUAUCAGUUCUGUAGAGACGUUGGAAAAUGCACGUUUUGGUGGCACGGGUAAUUACUACGGAUACGAGGGCAGUGUAUCUUCUUUUGAUGGAAAUGAUGAUCAAGUCACUCGAAAGAAGCAUAAUGGUUUGAAAGGAGACACACAUUUUGAUUCGGGAAUCAGGUAUCGGUUCAACAGGCAUAACGAGUUUCAUCCUUCAAAUGGACGAGUGGGUAAAGGCGAGCACCGAUCAACUGAUGUUCGGUCAUUUUACAGUUUGAACGACUUCCAUGGGUAUCCUAGAAAUCUUUCAUCUAUGAUCCCCGAAAAUCCUAAAAUGGAGCGAAUAGAGCUCUUAAAAAUGGUUCGAGACCUGCAGGAUCAGCUUGAAAGAACAAAUGUGUCAAACACUCAACAAGUUCCUUCAUACUACAAUCAUGUUUUGAACCAUUCGGGAAGAUUUGGCCAGCGGAUGGCGUUUUCUGGCGAAGCACCGGUGACUGAUAGACGACGGGACGCCAGCUUGUGCAACCAUUGCCGUCCACAAGACAGGCAAUACUCAGCACAGCUUCCCCGCCAACACGUGUGCUAUAGCGGGCCUCAUUAUGGGCAAAACUCGUACUACAGCCCACAUUUUUCUGGGGCGUCGACCCCUAAACACCAUUCAGAAUCUGAAUUUUCUGCGCUUGAUGAUCAAUGGCACAGGAAUGAAAUCAAGAAACGGUCUCCAAAGAAGAAGAUAUAUGUCCGCCCAAUUGCAGGUGGGUCUCCAUGGAUCACUUGUUAUCGAUGCUCGGAGCUUCUUCAGCUGCCUCAAAGCUUUCUUGUUUUUAAGAAAAGAUUCCAUAGUUUGAGAUGUGGUGCUUGUUCGAAGGUACUUAAAUUCACGCUUUCAAAUGGAACUCAUCUUGGUCAAUAUUACCCAGAAGAAACGAUUGCUGCUCCUCCAAGCAGUGAAGUGGAAGACUAUGAUAAAUCAAUCAGGUCACGAACGGGCCCGGUUUCAUGUUCAGAUCGUUCUUUUCAAAAGGAUUACUCUACAGAAACAGAUAGGAAUGGUUCAUGGGAAUUCAGUGAGGAUAGGAAAAAGGCUACAAUGUCAAGAGACCCAUCAAAUUCAACCCGCCCAUCUUCUUCAAAGAUUUCAGGCAGCAGUAAGACCAGAUCAGAAAUCGAGGAGGUUGAGCCAGGGAUCAAUGGCUCACCGCUGCAUUGGCUCAUGGGAUAUCCUUCUCCAAGCAAGGUGAUCCGGGGCUGAUCAGGGGCAUGGAGGGAACGUUUUAAAAUGGGUUAAUUUAUAAUGUAUAGUUGCAUAUAUCUGCUUUAUAUAAUUUUAUUGGUUCUUUUCUUUUGUUCAGGUUGGUGAUUGUUACUACACAGAAUCCGAUAUAAUUUUUAUUUUUGAUUUUAAUAGUGGACAGACAUUUGAGAAAUGUAUUGUAUUAGCAUCAUUUGAAUUUCACCGUUCGAAAAUGCACUACGGAAAUUAUAUGACUA
Erigeron canadensis is the source of this 2982-nucleotide messenger RNA. Its product is annotated as protein ENHANCED DISEASE RESISTANCE 4. The record is from RefSeq and is a predicted model, not a curated record. The transcript is spliced from 3 exons. Gene Ontology annotation, biological process: regulation of defense response to fungus. Bases 323 to 2743 code for a protein of 806 amino acids. NCBI's taxonomy places the organism in Eukaryota, Viridiplantae, Streptophyta, Magnoliopsida, Asterales, Asteraceae.